Molecule: messenger RNA, 441 nt
Organism: Gongylonema pulchrum
Lineage: Eukaryota; Metazoa; Nematoda; Chromadorea; Rhabditida; Gongylonematidae
Source: the annotation of a GenBank genome assembly
AUGGAUACCACAAUGGCGUCAGCAAAUUCCAGUAUUAACGCUAAUAGCGCUGCUGGUGGUUCCGGCUCUACACAAGGUAGUUUAUUAAAUCCAGGAAGCACGGGCACGCCUUUGGGCAGCAGUCCAGCUACUACACCAGCAAGGUUCAGUAAUCCGGUUGUGAGCAGCAGCUUCGUUCCUUCCAGUACACAAAUGUACCCUUUGCCUCAGCCUUCCAUGGACCCCUAUGGUUUUGCGAAUGCUGGAUUGGGAAUGGGACCACCGCAACAUCCUUCUGAUUUUAGCUCUUAUCACAUGUUUUCUGGUACCGGAAGGUCGCCGUAUGAUGCUUUUCAUCCAUAUUCUCGGGCAGUGCAGCCAGUCGCACCACCGACAUUUGCCUCGACAAUGAACCAUUCGUCAAUCUCCAACGUCAGCGGUACGGUUUUGCCUUAUUUAUGA